Molecule: messenger RNA, 950 nt
Organism: Adineta steineri
Lineage: Eukaryota; Metazoa; Rotifera; Eurotatoria; Adinetida; Adinetidae
Source: the annotation of a GenBank genome assembly
AUGGAUGAAAAAUUAACUAUUUCAUUAUUGACAAGUUCAAGUGAUAAAUUACCGAAAUUUAGUGGAAAAAAUUCUGAAAAUAUGAUUAAAUGGCUUACAAAAAUUACGAAUGAAUUAAAUGUAUUCAAACUGUAUGAUGCUCAAAAAUUACGUAUGGUUCCAUUAGUAUUAUUGGAUGAUGCCCGUCAUGUUCAUCGAAGUUUAGCUAUCAAGCAAAUUGGUAAUCGUGUUCAAGGAUUGGAAGAAACAGUUUUGCAUUAUUAUCUUGAAAUGAUGGAAAUAUGUGAUAUGAUUGAUCACGAAAUGAAAGAGGAACUCAAAGUUGGUUACUUAUUAGCUGGUAUCAAAUUGUCAUUACAGAAAGAAGUUAUGAGAAGAAAUCCAAAAAAUCCAACUGAAUUCUUAACUGUCGCACAAGCUGAAGAAAAAUUAGACUUAUUGAUUAAUGUUCAAACAAAUUAUGAUUCAACACUCAUCACGGAUUCACUAUCAGCGAUUAAACCACAAACUAAAUCUUCAUUAGCAUACAAAUCAGCAAAUACACAAAAACCGAUACGAUGCUUUAAUUGUAAUAAAAUUGGUCAUAUUGCAAGAAAUUGUUUUUUCAAAAAACUACUAGCGGGAGCGAAUGAUGGUACCGCUCUCGUUAAUGUACAUCAUCCAUCUUUAAUGAUCAUAUCAACAUGGAUCAAUAAUAUGAAAAAUUAUGUCAGGCGAGAUUUCUUCGAUUGUAGACCAGUUGAAGAUCUUGUUGUAUGUUCCUGGAAUGUUGUUGGUUUACGUUUUUUUGGAUGCUGUGAUGCGUUAGUUGCAGGUACAAUAUUAAAAGAACUGCUCUCAAUUGUCUCAAAAAUAUUUUCGUUAACAGCAGGUUUUGAAGAUUGUUUCUUCGAUGACAUAGAUUUUUUUUUUGACGUGGUUGAUAUUACAAUCGGAUUUUCUUCUACAAC